Molecule: messenger RNA, 748 nt
Organism: Pygocentrus nattereri (red-bellied piranha)
Lineage: Eukaryota; Metazoa; Chordata; Actinopteri; Characiformes; Serrasalmidae
Exons: 4
Coding region: 68-685 (205 amino acids)
Biological process (GO): adaptive immune response
Cellular component (GO): membrane
Molecular function (GO): signaling receptor activity
Source: RefSeq, a predicted model, not a curated record
AUCACUAUUACAUUUCACUUUAGCAGUCAGCUUGCUGUCGAUGUAACGUACAUUACUCACACACAUAAUGAAUCCACCUCUUAUUGUAUGGUUUCUCAUCAUCUCCUCAGCUACUGCGUAUGGAGAUAUUGUUUAUCUCCGGAAAGAGGCGAAUGCCUCUGUGGAGCUUCCAUGUGUGUGUUCGACUGUUGACAGGAUUCCAUUCGCCUUUUCCCUACACCGCGGCCCAAAUGAAACUUCCUCAGAAGUGCUGUACCGUGACACCAGGAAAGACCCAUCAAUAAAUAAAGCGUAUGCCCAUCGUAUUUCUCUGCAGGAUGAGCUGAGUAGCCUGAGAGCCAAUGUAAACAUCACACACCUGCAGGAAAACGACACUGACCUUUACUACUGUUUCUUUUACUGCAAGACUCAAAAUGCUCAUCUUAAAAUUCCUGGCACCACAAAAUUCUUUCUUCACGUUGGAGGUGAUGUUCCUGAAGAGUCCAGCUGCUUUAGGUCUGAUCCACUGCUAUACACUCUCUCAGCCGCAGCUGUGCUGUUGUUCCUGUGUGUGCUGAUCAUCGCUAGAGCGAACUGUAAGUCGUCCACUCUCUGUCAGAAGAAGACUAACGUCCAGCCUAUCUAUGAGGACAUGAGAAUGAUGCGUCCAUCAAACCAGCAGGAAGCAGAGACUAAGUUGCUGUGAACGCAUCUUAAAUAUAACCAACAUAUUUCAUAUUUCUCAAAAUUACACAAUUAUUUAACCUAU